GGGCCGGCGCGGCGGCAGAGGCGGCCCGGGCUCGGGCGGCUGGGAUGGAGCAGAAGCGCGCCGGGCGCCGGACGACACGCAGCUGACGGAGCCGCGCCGCGUUUGCCUCGCUUCUCCGCCCGCCGCCGGAGCAGCCGGAGCCGCGCGGGCCGAGCGCGCAGAGCCGCCCUCACCUCCCGGCUCCCACGGCCACCAGCCCGGCAGAGGAGGAGCCGUCCGCGCUCCGAGCGCUCGGUCAGUCCCGAAGCUCGGCACCGUACACCAGGGUACCAUGGUCUGCAAGACUCUCUUCGCUCUCUGCAUCUUCACGGCAGGAUUGAGGGUACAGAGCCUGCCUCCGUCAUCCCCCUUGCCCGGUUCUCUUCCGGCAGCCGCUGUCCCUUCCACGGCCAUCUGGACGAGCUCUCCACAGAGCCCUCCCGCCUCCCCGACCAGUGGCACUCCCAGCAACUCGGUCUUCCCAGCCACAACCUCGGCACCAGCACCUCUGCUCCCCAAGAACAUUUCCACGGAGCCCAGAGAAGAGGAGACGACGAGUGGCCCGGCCUCUCACCGGGAAGGCACGCGCACAGACCCCUCACCAGCUGGCGGUGGGGUGCACUCAACAGCCACUCCCCCAGAACACAGCUCAAGCACUCCCGAGGAGGCAAGUGCGCCCCCCACAGGGUCCCAGCACCCCUCGGCGGCCCCCACUGAGUCUCCCACCCUCACCUCCCCUCAGGCUCCAGCCUCAUCACCCCCACCCCUAUCAACCUCACCCCCGGAGGUUUCUUCUGCCUCCUCGGCCAGCACCAAUCACAGCUCUGCCGAGACCAGCACCAAGCCCACCGGGGCCCCGACCCCACCAGAGGCCCCGACCCCACCAGAGGCCCCAGCAGAAGAGCACAGCUCUGCCCACACGCCCACUUCACAUGCCACAGCCCAGCCGCUGCCCGCGGAGACAACACCCCAAGCCACAGUGCCGGUCAAAGUGACCUGCGUGAUGAUGGACAUGGAGACCACUGCCUCCCCUGGGGUGAGCAUGCAGGAAGUGGAGCAUGCGCUAAGUUCAGGCAGCAUCGCCGCCAUUACGGUGACGGUCAUUGCCGUGGUGUUGUUGGUGUUUGGAGUCGCAGCGUAUCUGAAGAUCAGGCAUUCCUCCUACGGAAGGCUUUUGGAUGAUCAUGACUACGGAUCCUGGGGCAACUACAACAAUCCUCUGUACGACGACUCCUAACGAAGGAACGUGGCCGGGAUGAGGAAGAACUGUUGUUUAUUUAUAAAGUGCUUUCCCAGUAGAAUUAAUACAAGUACCUGAUAUGCAUUGAGCGACAAUCUCUUAAGCCCUCUUUCAUUGGUUUGUUUUGUUUUCCUCCCUCUCCUCUGGCUGCUAUAACUUCCCCUUUCUGCAAAAAGAAUCAUUGUUUAAAGGUGAGUGGAGGCUUCUUUGCAGCUGAAAUGGGCCAGCCUGGAGCCGGACCACCGUGGUGGAAGCUUCCGUACCCGCUGCAGGAUCCACCUUAAGAGGGACUGAGGGCCAGGGAUCCAGUCGUUCCGUCGGGGGCUACUUUUAGGGGAACUUUUUGUUGGUGGUAUUUCUCAAACUUUUUAGUUAGGAAAUUACAUUCAAUCUCAAUGAGGGGAAAGGAAAUGAGUAUUGGGAGGACUUCCCCUUCAGGUGAGGGCGCAGGGGCUGCUCCGAUUCCUUUUUAAUCUCUGUUUGUAUCUGCCAGGAUGCCUGCUUGGCUCUGCGAGCGGGAUCCCGGCUUCUUAACUGCCCAGUC
Messenger RNA from Neomonachus schauinslandi (Hawaiian monk seal), 1763 nucleotides. RefSeq names its product prostate androgen-regulated mucin-like protein 1 (gene PARM1). Gene Ontology annotation, cellular component: early endosome; Golgi apparatus; plasma membrane. NCBI's taxonomy places the organism in Eukaryota, Metazoa, Chordata, Mammalia, Carnivora, Phocidae. The record is from RefSeq and is a predicted model, not a curated record. The transcript has 4 exons. The coding region runs from base 272 to 1216 and encodes 314 amino acids.